Molecule: messenger RNA, 1453 nt
Organism: Solanum tuberosum (potato)
Lineage: Eukaryota; Viridiplantae; Streptophyta; Magnoliopsida; Solanales; Solanaceae
Exons: 2
Coding region: 91-867 (258 amino acids)
Source: RefSeq, a predicted model, not a curated record
UCCCAAAGUUUCUUUCUUUUUCUACAUAGUAUCAAAGACUUAGGGGUUUUUCUUUCUGCUCUCUUCUGUUGAAUCUCUACUCUUUUAGUCAUGGUUGAAACCACUGAUGUGCCGAGCACUAUUAUUUCGACUGGAGCACUCGAUGUUUCUCACCCUCACUACCUUCACCCCUCUGAUUCUCCCGGAAUGAUGUUGGUUCAUUCUCUUUUUGAUGGCAAAGGAUUUGCUGGUUGGAAAAGAGCUAUUGUGAUUGCUCUUUCUGCCAAAAACAAGUUAAGUUUCAUUGAUUCUUCUCCCAUUGUGCCCCUUAUCACAUCACCUCAGCAUUCUGCUUGGAGCAGAUGCAACAACAUGGUAAUUUCUUGGAUCAUCAACUCUCUUUCACGGGACAUAGCUGAAUCUGUCUUGUAUUAUCCUACUGCAAAAGAAAUCUGGAAGGAAUUAGAGGCCAGAUUUGGGCAGUGCAAUGGAGCACAAUUAUAUCAACUUCAAAAGGAACUCAAUGAUGCUGUACAUGGGGCCAAUGAUAUCGCAGGUUACUUCACCAAGGUGAAGAAGUUAUGGGAUGAACUCGACGCUCUUAAUGUUUUUUAUUGUUGUGUGUGUGCUUGUACCUGUGAAGGAAAGGCGAAAACUGCAAAAUCCCAUCAGAAUGGUAGACUCAUUCAAUUUUUAAUGGGUCUAAAUGAGGCAUACUCAGGUGUAAAGAGUAGUAUUCUGAUGAUGGACCCUCUACCAAGUGUGGGUCAGGCUUACUCCUUGCUCAUUCAGGAUGAAAAACAGCGUGAAAUGCAUGUAGUCUCACACCCUACAGACGUUGCUUUCAUGGCAAACUAUCAGAAGUUCCAGAGAAGAUUCACUCCUUAGAGAUCUCCUCCAAAUGUGGAUGGACGGAUCAAUCCUAAUUUCGACAAAUCUAAGACAGGAAAAUUUUGCACUCAUUGUAAGCUUACUAAUCAUAAGGUUGCUAACUGUUACAGAUUAAUUGGUUUUCCCUCAAAUUUCAAAUUCACAAAGUCCAAGAGGAACCCAAGUUUUGGUACCACUGCUGCCCAGGUUGGAACUUCACAACUACCUGAUGGUAUGUCCUCUAGACAAUACUUCUCUCCUGAGCAAUCUUCACAUCUAUUCCAGCUGAUGCAAGAUGCCAAGCCUAGCCAACAAAAUGAGCAACAAUCAGAUGUCAAUGUCUUAGCCAAUUGUGCUGGCCCCUUCUAUGAAGAGGCUAGUGGUUCUUGGUGAAGUCCAUGGUGGGCUUUAUCUUCUCAACUCAACUCCACUCUAGUCUAGCCAUGUUUCCUCUUCCCCUACUUCUCCUCAGGAGGAUCACUUGGUUGCUAAUACUCCUUGUAAUGAGUCUGUUUUAGUAGCUGAUUCUAGUUCUAUUUCAAUUCCUUCAAAGCUUUUAGCUAAUGAUGUAAGCCUCUGGCACAAUAAACUGGGGCAUUUGCCC